GUUUCCUUUUGGCUGAGGGCAGUAAGGGUUUAAAUUCAAUGCUUCGUUUCUGAAUAACUUUAAUUUUUAAAAAACUAUCAAUCUUCUGGUUUACAGGGAUAUUGACAUCUGUUUAGGCCACACAUUUUCCUUAUUUUAUUGAAGGCAAAUUCUAGGAAAAUCGGGGAAAGGAAAUCUUUUAUUUUAAAUAGUUAUAAAAAUUAAUUUGAAGAAAAAUGUGUGUGCCUUCAUGGAGCCUUUUAAUUAAAAGCAGAAAUAUUAGUGACUUGUUUGGGUUUUUUUAUGUGUGCCUAUUUUCAGCUGUAUUCAGCAGCCUGGCAUAACAGCCUGUUGACAUUUAGAUCAAAUCUGCUUUUUUGGUCAGAUAAGUUAACUUUUGAGAAAGAGGCAUAGGCUAAUGGCCUCAGGAUGACAGAGUUGCAAGGCAUCUGGUUUUCGACUGGAAUGCCUGUUUGAAAAGGGACUCUGGUGGUUCCAGCCAGCACAGCUAACCAGGCUACUAAAAAUCUCAUUGACCACAAUGGAUGGCUCCAUACGGCUCCUGGAAGUGGCCAGCUUGUUCCUCCAGCUCCUAGGUGCAGGGGCGGUGAGCCCACAGCACAGGUGCUGCCCUGAACACCAGCUCUACAGCUCCCAUUGGCCAGGAACCGCAGCCAAUGAGAGCUGUGGGAGCGGCGCCUGUGGAUGGGGACAGUGCGCAGAGCCCCCUGGCCACCACUGCGCCUAGGAAACAGAGGGAAAUGCCAGCCGCUUCCGGGAGCUGCCUGAGCUAUGAAGUCUUAUACUCCAGUUUUCGUUCUCCUGUGGGGCGCUGUCGGGAUAGCAAGGGCUGCCAAAAUCGUUGUUGUGCCGCCAAUUAUGUUUGAAAGCCAUCUGUAUAUUUUCAAGGCCCUGGCCUCAGCCUUGCAUGAGCAAGGUCACCAGACAGUGUUCCUCCUCUCUGAGGGCAGACACAUCCCUCCAUCUAAUCACUAUAGACUCCAACGUUACCCAGGGAUCUUUAAUAGCAGCACCUCGGAUGAUUUUCUUCAGUCCAAAAUGAGGAGUAUUUUCUCUGGAAGACUGACAGCACUAGAACUGUUUGACAUCCUGGAUCAUUAUUCUAAGAACUGUGACAUGAUUGUGGGCAACCAGAACCUAAUGCAUGUCUUGAAACAGGAAAAAUUUGACCUCUUGCUAGUGGAUCCUAAUGAGAUGUGUGGGUUUGUUAUAGCUCACCUUUUAGGUGUUAAAUAUGCUGUUUUUUCCACUGGCCUUUGGUAUCCAGCAGAAGUAGGUGCUCCGGCUCCUUUAUCUUACGUUCCAGAAUUUAACUCACUUCUCACAGAUCAUAUGAACUUUCUAGACAGGAUUAAAAACACUCUUAUUUAUCUGGUUUCAAGAUUAGGAGUCAAUUUUUUGGUUCUGCCGAAAUAUGAAAUGAUAAUGCAGAAACACAAAGUGCUGCCAGAGCGGUCGAUGCAUGAUUUGGUUCAUGACUCCAGCCUGUGGAUGCUGUGUACAGAUAUAGCACUAGAGUUUCCAAGACCCACGCUACCAAAUGUUGUUUAUGUGGGAGGAAUCCUCACCAAACCGGCCAGUCCUCUACCAGAAGAUCUUCAAACAUGGGUGAAUGGUGCUAAUGAAAAUGGCUUUGUCCUUGUCUCAUUUGGAGCUGGAGUGAAAUAUUUGUCAGAAGACAUAGCAAAUAAAUUAGCAUAUGCCCUGGCAAGACUUCCUCAGAGGGUUAUCUGGAGGUUUUCAGGAAGCAAGCCGAAGAAUUUAGGAAACAAUACAAAACUCAGAGAAUGGUUACCACAAAAUGACCUCCUUGGUCAUGCUAACAUUAAAGCCUUUCUUAGCCAUGGUGGUUUGAACAGUAUUUUUGAAACCAUGUACCAUGGAGUGCCUGUGGUGGGAAUUCCCCUCUUUGGAGACCACUAUGAUACUAUGACCCGAGUGCAGGCCAAAGGCAUGGGAAUAUUAUUAAACUGGAAGACAGUUACUGAGGAUGAACUAUAUGAAGCACUGGUGAAAGUCAUUAAUGAUCCCAGCUACAGGCAACGGGCCCAAAAGCUCUCUGAAAUUCACAAGGACCAACCCGGGCAUCCUGUUAAUCGGACAGUGUACUGGAUUAAUUACAUCCUCCGACACAAUGGAGCACAACAUCUACGUGCUGCUGUUUACACCAUCUCUUUUUAUCAGUAUUUCUUACUGGAUAUUGCCUUUGUUGUACUACUUGGUACUGCCUUAUUUUACUACAUUUUGGCCAGGAUAGCAAAGUUUAUCCAAAAACAAAGCAAACAUCUUUGGUCAAGUGAUGAACAUAGCACCAUUAAUGGACAUUACCACAACGGGAUACCAAAUGGCAAAUACAGAAGAAAUGGUCACAUUAAACAUGAAAAAAAGGUGAAAUGAGCCAACUACCCCAUGUACAGUAAUGAAUCAGAUCAAUAAUUGAAUUUUAUCGUUGUAACUUAGUCUAACAACUACUUAAAGUAAAACAUCAGUAAACAGUUCUAACUCUCCCCUACAGUAUGUAAUCUUAUAUGAUGAGAUUCUACAGAACUAAGAAACAUCUUUAAAAAACAAAACAAAAAACACAACCUAAAAUGCAAAAUGUAUUUUAUUCUUAAUACUGAUGCAGAGAGGUUAUUUUGGCACUGAAAUUUUUAGAAGCCUUAAUUCUCUGAAGUAAUUCAAUGACCAUAUUUAUGAUUUCCCAGUUUUUAAACCUGAAUGUGUGUGUCCCAAGAAAGGUUUCCUUUUACUUGCAAAGAUUUUCUUAUUUUUAUUUUAAAUAUAUAUAUAUCCCUCUUUUAGCUGAGAGAAUUUUAGAGCUAGCUCUGUGUUAUAUUUGUUAAAGGUUUGACAUGUUGCCUAAGAAUGAUGGUUCAAUAAAGUCAUCUUUCCCAGUGUUUGACACGCAGCAAUUAAGUUGCAGAUUGAGAAUGCAGCCAUAAAAAAUAACUUUCUCAAACCUGAACAUUGAAGAAAAAUGGUAAAAAUAUGUACCGCUUUUCCCCCCGAUAGGCUAUAUAACUCUUCUGUUCUUUGCCAUUGCUUUAGAGAAAGGGAUUUUGAUUAAUCUAGGAUAAGUUGUAAAUUUUAUAUUUAUGUAUGUUUUAUUUUUAUUUUAUUUUAUGGGGGUUUAGUUGCCUUUCCCUACAUAAAUAAUUUAUUCCACUGGAAGAAAUGUAGGGGACUUUUAAUUAAAUGAAUAAAAUGGCUGUGUGGGUAGAAUGCAUAAUUAAGAAAAAUAAAUGAAACUAAUUUUUUUUUUUGUCCCUGAGCUCAGUGCAGAAGGUUUGCCAUGGGCCUUGAGCAAUGCAGAAGCAAACCACUAUUUGGGGUUUAUUUAAGAAAAGUUGAAUGUCUUUCCUAAUAAUAAUUAUUAUAUUAUUAAGUUUUUUUCUAAAUCACAGUGUUGUAGAUGUUCUCUUUCAACAGUUCUAUCUGGAAAAAAAUAUUAACUUAUGUUGGUCUGGACCACACAGUCCCUGACAUAGUUGCCAACACUAAAGUCUCUGAACAUGGGAUGGGUUCUCUGGGUUGCUAACCAAUGCAUGUUUAGAGGUUUUAUGGCAUGCGUGACAUUAAACCUCGCAAACAAAACACAGUGUAUAGAGAUUGUCUCUUCUGCUCUCCAAUAUGGCCCCAUCCCUCAACAAUCUCUGUUAAUCAUUGUAGCUGACAUGCGACUUUUCUGGCUUUGAAUGGAGAGUGGGGAUGUAGGGCACUAGUCAUGAAAUCAGAGCUGUCUUGCUGAACCAAAGUUGGCAACUAUGUCUUAUUUCCAGGUCAUUCUGUUUACUUGGAAUUUGCACUACACAUGUUGUGAGUGUAUGCAUUGUUUAUUUAUAGUUAGAAAUCCCACGAAUGACAGAGGAAGGAAAGAAGCCCAUUUAUCUUGUGUUGUUCACUAACAUGGGAAGAGUUGUGAAAAUGACAGAAUGCUGAGAUCAUCUUCAUACACAGUGACAUUAUAUUUCAUUAUCAUUCCAUCAGGAGCCUCCCUUCUAUAGCAAUAAAUAACAUUACAAAUAUGUUUCUAAUAUAUGGUACAGACAUUUGUACUGCUUUCCGAAUACUUGAAGAAAAUGUUGUUAUAAAUAAGCCGAUGAGAUAUAUCUUUUUACAAUCUUAUCAGUACAUGGCAACUAAAGGAACACAUUGAGGCGAUGAGUGGUGGGAUGGUAACAGGAUUUUGAGUGUAUGACUGAGUUGCUUUUACUGUUUUUGGUAUAGUGAAGGUACAAAAGCACUGACCGGAUGAUUAAGCAUAAUUUAAUCUCCACUGUGAUAAAACUUAUGCAAUAAACAUGGAUUUAAUAGAGAAA
Molecule: messenger RNA, 4319 nt
Organism: Trachemys scripta elegans
Lineage: Eukaryota; Metazoa; Chordata; Testudines; Emydidae
Gene: UGT8
Product: UDP glycosyltransferase 8
Exons: 6
Coding region: 772-2397 (541 amino acids)
Molecular function (GO): UDP-glycosyltransferase activity
Source: RefSeq, a predicted model, not a curated record